Molecule: messenger RNA, 2385 nt
Organism: Petromyzon marinus (sea lamprey)
Lineage: Eukaryota; Metazoa; Chordata; Hyperoartia; Petromyzontiformes; Petromyzontidae
Source: RefSeq, a predicted model, not a curated record
CACCACCACCAACCACCACCACCACCACCACCAACCACUACCCCCACCCCCACCACCACGAUGUUGCCCUGGCACGGAGCUCUUCUGCUGCCCCUCUUCCUGCUGCUCUCCCUGCCCUGGCUGCCCCCUCGCUGCGCCCGUGCCGGUCAGCUGCCCAUCUCGGAAGGGCAUCACCACCACCAUCACCACCACCACCAUCACCACCGUCACCACCACCAGCACCACCAUCACCGUCGUCAAGGUGAUGUGGCAGCAUCACCAGCGAACUCGUCCUCCUCCUCCUCCUCCUCGUCGUCGUCGUCGUCCACGUGGCCGCUCGCCGGACACGUGCUGCACGUGGCUGACACGGCGUGGGGUCGCCUCGGGCAAGCGCCGGGGGCUAGACAGUGGGAGCAGCGUCCGAGCGGGAGGAACGCUUCGAGGUGGAGCCGCGCCGCGGGGAGUUCGCGCAGGCGACGUUAUCUGAGCGAGGUGGACCGUGCGGGCAUCGUGGCCAUGCACAACAAGCUGAGGGCCUUCGUCAGCCCGGCCGCCUCCAACAUGGAGUACAUGGUGUGGGAUGAGGGAUUGGCCAAGAUGGCUGCCGAUUGGGCCGGUAAGUGCGUCUGGGAGCACGGCCCUAGCCGCCUCAUGGACUACAUCGGACAGAACCUGGGCGUCUACUGGGGCAGGCCCCGCCCGCUGACGUACCACGUGCAGAGCUGGUACGACGAGGUGGCCUGGUACUCGUACCCCGGCUCGGGGGACUGCGAUCCGUCCUGCCCCUUGCACUGCACGGGGCCCGUGUGCACGCACUACACGCAGCUGGUGUGGGCGACCACGAACCGCAUUGGCUGUGCGGUGCAGUUCUGCUACAACAUGAAUGUUUGGGGCAACAUGUGGGAGAAGGCGCUGUACCUCGUGUGCAACUACUCGCCCAAGGGGAACUGGAUGGGCCAAGUUCCCUACCGCCGAGGUCGGCCCUGCUCCCAGUGCCCCCCAAGCUAUGGUGGCCGCUGCAAGAACAACUUGUGCUUCCCGGAAGCCGACGGCGACACUAGCAACUGGAAGGACGACCCCGUCGCCGGGGGGCCUUGCCGUGGUAUCAGCGCAGCCCCCCCCCCACGCAACUGCGCGCGCGAGGGCCCCCGCGGCAUUCCCGGACCCGCCCCCCCCCACCCCUCCCGGGCCACGGGGCCUAGCCGACCGUCCCAGCGCACGGACACCGCGCAAGGCCGGGGCUGGCCUGGAAGGGGGAGCAGACGCGCCGGGCCUGGGGCCACGGGAUCACCGCGGCGAUGGCCACCCUCCGCCAACCGACGUCACGGCGGCAAGCUCGCGACACGAUGGAGCCGCCGUCCCGUCGACCCCAUCGCGAGCAACCCAAAGAAAGCGACCGCCCUCCCGCUUCCGGCGAAGCCUCGGGCAAAUUGACGACCCUCGUGCCGGCGUCGCUGAUCGCCACCCUCUCACCGACGCCCGCCCGCCCCGCGGACAUCAGCGUGCGCUCACGGCCCGUCCUCUGGCCGGCCACGAUGCACCAGGCCCAAUCUGCGGGCGGCCGCUGCCACCCUUCCCCGGCGGUCGCGUGGCAUCGCUCAAUUCACGGCCCGUUUCAGCUGGGGCACCCCUGUGGUGGCUCCUCACCCCCCUGGCGAGUGCACGUGAGAGGCGCGCUGCCUCGGGGCAGGGUUUCUCAGGACUCCGUUUGAGCGUUCAGUGUUGAAGGCCGAGGCUCGUGGAGCCAGACUAAGGAGACUUUAGAUUUCGUAGGGUUCAGGCUCCCGUGAGCAAGACUCAAUGGAUGCCAGACUAAGGCUCUCUAAGGGUUUUUUUAUGGUUGUAUCUUAAAGCCCGAGGCUCGUGGAGCCUGACUAAGGAGACUUUAGAUUUCGUAGGGUUCAGGGUCCCGUGAGCAAGACUCACGGAUGCCAGACUAAGGCUCUCUAAGGGUUUUUAUGGUUUUAUCUUAAAGCCCGAGGCUCGUGGAGCCUGACUAAGGAGACUUUAGAUUUCGUAGGGUUCAGGGUCCCGUGAGCAAGACUCACGGAGACCGGACUAAGGCCCUUGACGGUUCCUUAUGGUCUCGUGUUAAAGCCUGAGGCUCGUGGAGCCAGACUAAGAUACUUUAGAUGCUGUAAGGUUCAGCGUUCGUGAGCAAGACUCACAGAGCCAGACUAAGGCUGUCUAAGGUUUAUCGUGGUCUCGUGUUAAAGGCUGAAGAUCAGAGUGCCAGGCUAAUUAUGCGUUAGAUGUCUUAGGAUUCAGUGUUAGUGACUCGUAGAGCCAGACUAAGGUUCCCUUGGGUUCCUUAUCGUACUCUUUGGUUCUAUUCGGUAAAGUCACGUGGGUAAAAGAUGAAACAACAAAAAUCACGACGUUUUGGCCACAACACAAGUGGCCUUC